Molecule: messenger RNA, 6833 nt
Organism: Paramacrobiotus metropolitanus
Lineage: Eukaryota; Metazoa; Tardigrada; Eutardigrada; Parachela; Macrobiotidae
Product: phosphatidylinositol 4-kinase alpha-like
Exons: 24
Coding region: 408-6743 (2111 amino acids)
Biological process (GO): phosphatidylinositol phosphate biosynthetic process; phosphatidylinositol-mediated signaling
Cellular component (GO): cytoplasm; plasma membrane
Molecular function (GO): 1-phosphatidylinositol 4-kinase activity
Source: RefSeq, a predicted model, not a curated record
AAGUACGUAUCAUUUGACUAUCGGCUCAUCCAGGGGAAAACUUACUUAGGGGCGAGUAAAACUGCGGAAUUUUCUGUGAUGUUUUGAUUUGUUUCUUGCCAAGUUUUAUUCAGUUUUAUAACGGCGGCUUCCUGCUGUACGAUCCAUUGCCAUUUCUUUUCUGCUGUCUCGUGGCUGUUUUCUUAUUUAUCGGUCCGCAUUAUUUUUACUUUUAGUGCCAUGAACAUACCUUGAUCGUCAGUGUUGUGUUUGUAUUUGACGUAGUUCGGGAUGACCGAGCAAAAUGCGCUUGUUAGAAAAGCCCUUCUGAAAACAUAACGUACUGUAGAGCGCUAAAAACGAUACCUUUGACUAUCCCUGCGCGCAACAAUAAAAUUUGUUCGUAAUCGUUUAUCGCUGCGCGGAAGAUGACGGGCGGAAUAGGGGAUAACUUCAAGGAUUCGGUUCCGCUAUAUAUGGACAACACCUUCAGAUCGGCCCGCUGUUUGGCUGGCAUCCCCAAUUGUCCAUGGAGCAAGAUCAAACCCUUCUACAAAGCCUGUCCCAAGCUUCCGGCAGAUGACAAGAUUCGCGCCACUGUGGCGGGACAUGAUGUGGCAAUUCCUAAGAUUAACGAAGUUAACGCGGAAAUCCGCUUAACGGGAAUCGAUCAGAUCAAUGUCGUUGCGCUGGGAAUAUUCGUUCUUGAAUCGGGACUCCAGCAUGAGGAUAAAAUUGUAAAGUAUCUGAUUGGAUUACUGUCACGACUUCCCGAUGUGGUCCAUGUUAACGACCACAGUCUGCCCAACCACGAUCGGCUUCCUAUCGGUGAACGAUUCGCCUUCAUCCUGAACACUCUGAUGUGCGAUAUCGCAACAAAAAGCGUUGCUUUUGGAGCAGAGAUCAUCGCAAAGCAGAUUGAUGUUAUCGAGGAUUUUUCCCACAAACUGGUGAAGUAUGUCCGCGAUGACCAGCUAGCAAAGGAGAAACAACAUGCUUUGUGCUACGAGAUUGUGCCUCCGCUGUUGGGUUUAUUGCGUUCCUUUGGCCGCUUUUCAAAAUCCAGUGUACCCCUUGUUUGUUCUAUCUUCCCGGAUGAGAUUUUUGCCCGAAGAAAAGGGCUAAAUAUCAACACGGUGCAACUGCCUCUCGUACCGCGCUCGCUGUCGCGUGCCGCAUCGUUGGUUCCUGCGAAGCACGAAUGUCGAUCUCCCGAAAUUGCUCCGAAUCCUCUGACGAAUUUUCCAUUUUUUCGUCGUCAUUCUGACGGUGUCCACCAUAAAGAGCAUGCAAAAGCGGAAGAUCCAUCGCUCAUGGAGGAUCUGCGCGUGUAUUUAUUUUCCCAGUCGGGAUCGUGCGUAGAAAAUGUUGAUAAGUUUGGUAGUCAGAGCAUGGUGCUUCCCGUUGGAAUGACGAAAAAGAAACUGGAAGACCUCUUUAAAGUGACGCGAGCUUUAUUAGAUGACAAAGUCACGGAGCAAUUGGAUACCAAACUCCAGGAGACACUGGCUGGCCAAAACGGCAGUAGCAUUUAUCCGUACAGGACCUACAGUGAAACGCUGCGUUUUGUACUUGUGGCAAUGUGGAGACAGUUGUUUUACGAUGAUCAAGUUCAUAAAGGAUCCAAAUUAGCCAAGGAGUUGAAGGGAUUUUUUGAAGAAUUAUUUCGUCGCACUCAGACCUAUCUGCAGCGGUCGUCGGGAAAAGAACAGAGGGAAGAUACUUUAACUAGAGGCAUGGGCAAAACCGUGUACGCCUCACGCCAAACAGUGUGUAGUGUGGCCAUCUGCAUUGAUAUCCUCGUGUGGUGUGCCGCUAGUUCUGGCGAAACUGAUACUGUUAUUUCCCAUUUGUCCAGCCGUUUGAAGCCAGCGCAGCGCACGAGAACUCUGGCUAUGCAUUGUCCCAUAUUUAUUUCUUGCUUAGAGGCGUUUGCCUUUCUUUCUAAAAUGAACCGCAGUAUAGCCAACAUAGCGUUAAGCCAUCUGCGAGAUUUUCUUGUGGAACCGGACUCUCUUCUGAUCAAACUUCAGCUUGGAGACAAAGACUCUUUGGCUCAACCGGGGCGAUCAUCGGCUGCGCCCAGCUUGAAUCCAGCUUUGGCAACAAAUGGGCAUCAGUAUGAUACAAUCACUAGAAGCACUGACAUUGAGCGAAUGGCAUCGGUUGUGGAGGCACUAAAAGAGUGCUGUAUCGAAAGCAUUAUUAUCACAUUGCGCAUCAAUCAGGAAGAACACCCGGAUUCGGUCCAGGCGUUAAUGGCGUACCUAAGCAGCAGUUUGUAUCGAGUUGAGCAAACCGAUCCUCGCUACAUGGCCAUGGCUUCAAAUCUCCUAAUGCUAUUGGCGCGAAUAGCAACUAAAUUCAAAGACGUUCCAAAAACGGUGGAAUCGGUGUUUAGCAUCUGUCAGGAUAUCUUCUGUAAGACAACAAACCAGGUUGAUGUGGUCAUUGUGGAUCAGCUGGCAAAUAUGGUCGUUGGUGGAGUGUACGAAGCGUAUCCCUUGACGUUAUUCAACAUAGUCACACUGGAAACCAGUUCCGCGGCGUACGGACGACCCAUCAGUUCUGACCGGCCCGAUUACCGGCAUGUUGCAUUAGCGGUGAUUCGCGGUUUGAAGACUAUUGCCGAGGGCUUGGAUAACCCGGACGAUGUAAUGGACUUUCUCAACCGAAUGUUGGAACUGUUUAUUCAGCUGGGUCUCGAAAGCAAAAAAGCCAAUGAAAAAAGCGCGGCUAUAAAAGCUUCCAGCAGCGCUGGAAAUUUAGGCGUACUAAUUCCCGUCAUUGCGACGGUAAUUCGCAAAAUACCAACUUUAAAAAACGCAAAGCCGCGGUUGCUGAAGCUUUUCCGGGAUUUCUGGCUUUAUUCGGCGAUUUUGAGGUUUGCUGAGCCGGAUUCGGGAUUGUGGCCAGAAGAGUGGUUUGCGGGAGUAUGCGAUAUUGCUGUAAAAACUCCUGCGUUGGUCACCAAAGAAGUCAUUCUCCGGGCGGAGUUGGAGUAUAAUUCUGCAUUGAAGAGCGAUAGCUUGUCUGCCGUUGAAUUGCAAGAUAUCAGGAACAACCUUAUUGAUCUCCUUAAAGCCAAUGCUGAUCUCUCGUACAAAAUCAACCGCUUGAGUCUUGCCCAGUGCCUUUUCCUGCUUUCGGUUUAUAGACUGGAGAGGCUAAAAGUUACGCACUCUGACGAUCCGGAUGCCGUGAAACAGAUAUUUGCUUACCUAGAAGACUAUUCACUUCAGAAAGAUGACAGUGGUUUGCGGGAUGCCGUUCAGGCUAUUUCUUAUAGCGUUCUGGAUGCCUUUAUUCAAAGAGCAUCCGCAUUGCCAAAAAAUGAUAAGCGCAACGCCGAAUUAGAUUCUUUAGCGCAGUAUCUCCUGGUGAUUUUCAACAAUAUUAACGGAACGAUUCGCCAGAUCGCCGAUCAAUGGCUGGCACGCUUGGUGGAAGUCUUCCCGCAUAUCUUAUGGAGUCGAAAAGUGUUAUGGACAAUCUUGGAUAUCGCUCAGACUCUGUCAGCAUCUCUUGAAUCGAGUCCAAAUGAAGAGGAUAUCGUUCUGAGAGUGCCGAAUACACCCUAUUCGUUGCGUUUUAUGGACACGAUGGAAGGUCGAGAGCAGAUCAUAAAGCUAUUUACGGGCCGUUGUGAAGAUUUUAUUGGAGAAGCCAUGAAAUGGGCACCGUUUGCCAUUCGUUCCAAUUUAGAACAGUACAUGCUUGAAGUAACCAGUAUUGUUCCUCUUCAUAAACAGGAUGCGCCUGAACCUGUAGGACUGAGUUACGCGGCAGAAAAUCUGCUCCGGCAAGUGGGACUUAACGUUGGACCUGGUAGCGCUGCAACAAAUCGAAAGUUUGCUAACAAGGACGUGUCAGCUUUCGUCAUGGAUUUCACAUCAAGAUGCCGUUAUUCAGGGGAAGUGACCAGUAUGAAAAGCCUUAUGAAGAUGGACGAUCUGUGUAAACACCUAAAGGAUGAGAUGGUGAAAGCCUGCCGAGAAAAAAAUGAGAAGGGAUUCGAAAGUUUGGUUUAUCGAAUCUGCGCCGUCAUUAUCCAGUCCACUGAUGAUUACGGAAUUUAUUCCACUUGUGUUCGAAAUCUUCUCCAUCUGCUGACGUGGAGCGUCACUGAACUUUUUACCGUUCACACCGUUACUUGUGCUGUGAGAUGUUGGCAAUGGUUAUUGGCAGCUAAACCUGACAUUCAUUUGACUUUCAUCUACGAAAUGAUCUCAGCCUGGAAUCAAACUCAUCAGCUUAAGUUAGGGAUGUUUGCGGAAAUUGACGAUGAAGAUCCUCCAACUCCUUUGUCUCCUAAUCACGAUAAAGUGCGCGCUCCAGCUCCGGAUGUGUUGCCACAUUCUGUCUGGUGUAAAUUUAUCAACGAGCGGGUGGAGAUUGCUCGCUAUUACGACCAACAGGAAAUCGACGUUUUUGUUGCCAUGUUCAAUCAAUGUUUGGAUGUCACUAUCGGUAACAGGAGACGACAAAGAACUGUCCGCUACGGAGCCUGUCUUUUCCGCUUCUUGUCCAGUGGACUUCGACUUCUGCAGGACGAUAACAUUGAGAAUACUCCAGCCAGGAAUGCGUUGCGAGAACGGGUGUAUGCUGCGGCGCUGGACUACUUCGCUGGUUCUAUGGACUUUCCUCAGGAUUUCAAAUACGAACUGCGUGAUGACAUCAAAGUGUUGUUACGAUUUUGGGUGCUGAUGCACACCGAUAAACGCUAUCUGCAUUGGGGUGACCAAGAUUCAGUUGAUGCAGGCCCUUACCCUGAAAAGCCCAUCGCAUCGGCUCCUAAUACACUUGCGGUUAAUCGGACCGGUUGGAUGAAUAUUCCACAGUCAACUUCGCAGAUGAACUUAAACAUUGGCAAACGAGCUGGUACACUGAGCAAGCGACAGGUGCGAUUUAAUAUGGAUUUCGCUAAAGUUUAUGGAAAGCGUCGGAAUUUGAUUCUUGCGCUCUUGGCUUCGGAAUACGAUCGUUGGGUUGUGUGGUAUGAUCCCUUGAAUCAGCUGACGGAAGAUUUGGCGGAAGUCAACGAAACAAAACUUCCUGCAUACAUGCUGCAGACGGCUGCGGUGAAGAUCUUAAGAGAAUACGCUCGCAUAGCCUGGCAGUGCUCCGCUGUACUCGCGGUGCAUUUACCUCCGAGGUUCCGGUAUGCUGAAGUGUUGCUUAAGGAAGUCACUCGUCUGGUUCGUUAUGAUCCAGAAUCCGUGAUGGGGGUUCCGGCCGCUUUGAGCUAUUUUGCCACGCCGGAAUGCAUUGAAGCUGAUCCUCCCGAAUUGGUCAAUGUGCUCAUGUGGGCAAAAUGUUCUCCGGUUCAUGCUUUGAAUCUCUUCUCAAAAGACAGCCCUCCCAAUGCGGUCACCCAUCAGUAUGCUUCGCGAGUGUUACAGGAAUAUCCCCCGGAAGUGAUGAUUUUCUACAUCCCGCAAAUAAUUCAAGCUCUUCGCUAUGAUACGAUGGGCUACAUCCGUCAGUAUGUUGUGGCAGCCGCAUCGCAUUCGAAUUUGUUAGCACAUCAAAUAAUUUGGAAUAUUCAGUGUAAUAAAUAUACCGAUGAAGAGGGGAAAAAUGAAGAUCCGAUAUUGUUCAAGAAACUGAACAGUAUUCAGGAAGAAAUUAUUGCACAGUUGGCUAGUGGACCGGCCAGAGUUUUCCGGGAACGGGAAUUCGAAUUCUUCAAGGAAGUGACAGACAUCAGCGGGUUGAUCAAGCCUUUUGAAAAAGGAGAAAAACGUAAACAAGCAUGUCUGAAAGAACUGGCAAAAAUCAAAGUUCCUCCAGGUUGUUACCUACCCUCGAACCCGGAAGCGGUGGUUAUCGAUAUCGAUUCGAAAUCUGGGUUACCUCUGCAGAGCGCCGCGAAGGCUCCCUAUUUGGCUAAGUUCCUAGUGAAAAAAUGCACUCUCGACGAGCUGGAAGAGAUUGGUACGUCUGAAGAUCCUGCAUCAAAAAUACCCAAAGACGCUCCACAGUAUUGGCAGGCCGCUAUUUUCAAAGUCGGAGAUGACGUGCGGCAGGAUAUGCUGGCGUUACAAAUUAUGCAGUUGUUCAAGAACGUUUUCAGUAUGGCUGGAUUAAACUUGUUUGUGUAUCCCUACCGUGUCGUAGCCACCGGCCCGGGGUGUGGCGUUAUUGAAUGUGUUCCCAGUUCGAAAUCCCGUGAUCAGCUUGGAAAACAAACGGAUACGUUGAUGGAGUAUUUUGAAGCGAAAUAUGGCGACAAAUCCUCACCUGAGUACCUUCAGGCCCGACGCAAUUUUAUCCGCAGUAUGGCAGCAUACAGCCUAAUCACGUUCAUUCUGCAAGUGAAAGAUCGUCACAAUGGCAACAUUCUCAUUGACGAGCAUGGGCAUAUCAUUCAUAUUGAUUUCGGCUUUUUGUUCGAAAGCAGUCCGGGUGGCAAUCUGGGAUUCGAGCCCGAUUUCAAAUUAACCCCGGAGUUUGUAGGGAUGAUGGGCGGUGCGAUGGAAUCUCACUUGUUUAAGUGGUUUAUGGAGCUCACUGUCCGCGGAUAUUUGGCUGUCCGGCAAUUCCGGGAAGAAAUUUGUACUUUGGUCAGUAUGAUGUUGGAUACUAAUCUGCCGUGCUUUCGUGGCCAGACUAUCCCGAAAUUACGAAGUCGCUUUUCGCCGAAUACGUCCGAAAGAGAGGCCGCUGAUUACAUGGUGAAAGUGAUCCAGGGAUGCUACCUAAACUACCGAUCUCGCGCUUAUGAUAUGCUUCAGUAUCAACAGAAUAAAAUUGCUUAUUGAGCCAAUAUUAUCUCGCUUGUUUUUUUGUAUGGACUUAAGUUGAAGUGACAUUGUUUUUGUGACGAUGGAAUUAUAAAUUAAUUAUGAUGA